Messenger RNA from Periophthalmus magnuspinnatus, 2264 nucleotides. Its product is annotated as gap junction gamma-1 protein-like. The record is from RefSeq and is a predicted model, not a curated record. The transcript is spliced from 4 exons. Bases 232 to 1578 code for a protein of 448 amino acids. NCBI's taxonomy places the organism in Eukaryota, Metazoa, Chordata, Actinopteri, Gobiiformes, Gobiidae. Gene Ontology annotation, biological process: cell communication. Gene Ontology annotation, cellular component: connexin complex.
CCACGCUCCUUCGCUUCUCCUCCACAAACGCGCUCACUUUUGUCCACUACUUCUGAUUGCUGCGUUUGACCGCGGUGAAGUCCAUGGAGAAUCGCGCUAAAAUACGAAAAGGCACAUGAGAUUUUGUAAUGUCAUCUUGUCCUAGAGAAAAGAGACGGGAAGGAUAACAAAAGAAAACAGAAGAGUAAUUGGAGGUGUGUGUCCGGACUCUAUCACCCUGCUGCCGUUAUCAUGAGUUGGAGCUUCCUGACUCGUUUAUUGGAGGAGAUCCACAAUCACUCCACGUUUGUGGGGAAGAUCUGGCUCACUGUGCUCAUUGUGUUUCGAAUAGUGCUGACAGCCGUUGGAGGGGAAUCCAUCUACUAUGAUGAACAAAGCAAGUUUGUCUGUAACUCAGCCCAGCCCGGCUGUGAGAAUGUGUGCUAUAAUGCCUUUGCACCUCUCUCCCAUGUCCGAUUCUGGGUUUUUCAAAUUAUUCUGGUGGCUACACCAUCGCUCAUGUACCUGGGCUAUGCAGUUAACAAAAUUGCCCGCUCGGAAGAGAAGGCAGGCAGUUCCCCUCGGAGGAAACCCAGAAAGCCUUAUCUGUCGGGCAGACAACAGCACCGAGCUCUGGAGGAGGCUGAGGGUGACCAGGAGGAGGACCCCAUGAUCUAUGAAAUGGCUGAAGUCGACCAAAACCCUGUGCCCAAAGGCAGCCCUGACUGUCAGGAAAAAUCCAAGCCCCGCCAUGACGGGCGUCAACGCAUCAGACAGGAUGGCCUCAUGCGCAUUUAUGUGCUGCAGCUCCUGGCCCGCUCCGUGCUGGAGGUGGCCUUUCUCUGUGGACAGUACGCUCUCUAUGGGUUUGCGGUCCCUCCCACCUACGAGUGCACCGACUCCCCCUGUCCUCACCGUGUGGACUGCUUUGUGUCCCGUCCCACGGAAAAGACCAUCUUCCUCCUGAUCAUGUACACUGUCUCUCUGCUUUGUUUGAGCCUAAACAUUUGGGAGCUGCUACACUUGGGUAUUGGGACAGUGUGUGAAAUAGUGCGCUCGCGACAAAUGCAGUUAGAUGAAGAGGAACUGUGCCGCCUGACCAAGGGACUGGGGGCUUUUAGUGAAACUGACCUGAACAGAGAACAGUACAGCUCAUACCCCUACUCAUGGAACGCCCCCUCUGCUCCACCGGGCUACAACAUUGCCAUCAAGCCUCUUCUGGUGUCCACAGGCCCUCGGGACCAGCUGCUGCCUAUCACUGACCUCAACAACUCCAAGAUGACAUGUCGCCAGAACCACGUCAACAUUGCACAAGAGGAACGCCAACACUGCUGCAACAACAACGAAAACCUGUGCCACACGGGCUUGAGAGACAGUGCUAAGGGACUACACAAGGAACUAGGCGAGCAUAAGAACAAACUAGAGGCAGAGAAACAGGUUUACAACAAACAGCAAAGCCACAGUAACAACCAGAGCAAACAGCAGAGAGAGAGGAGGCAGAAACAGCCCUCCAAGCACACAGCCAAAGAGGACACGGACAGGGGCAGCAGCAGCACCAGCAGCAAAUAUGGAGAAAUAAAGGGGUCAGAGUGGAUCUAAAACCAAACUGUUAUGUCUUGAAGUUAUAGGCAGUAUUCCCAAGUCCAGAGGUUCUCAUGUGUUUCAGAUGGCGUAAAGUCCACCUUUAGUAAUUUCUAUAUACCCUCUAUCAUGAGUCUUGAGUUGUCUAAGCCAAGACAUUAACAGAGGAAGUCAAUAGAUUUGCUAAUAAAUUCGAGCCAGCAAGGGACAAUAUAGGGCCAAAACCUUGAUUGUUAUUGUUAGCCAAAAACAAAACAAAAAGAUAAACUACCUAUAAUCCAUCUAAGCCAAUGUGGCAAAGAAAACUAAAACAAUUAGUUUAAUAAUAAAAGAAAGAAAUAAAAUGUGUUAAAUGAGGCUGUUAAUGUACAGUUUUGCCUUUGAAAAUUGUUGAUCUGAGAUGAUGUGUUUGAGAUGUGUUUGUCAUUGCAGAUCCUUCUGUGAUGAGUAUCUUACUUAAGAGGCAAAGAACGUGUAUGGUUGAUACUUUUACUUUAAUUUCAUUAUGUCCUUAUGCAAACUAGCCCUUGGCGGCUAUUCAGGGUCCAUUUUCAAGCAGUAUCUUAAUUCAUAAUUUGGUGGUAAUAUUUGGAUGACAAUUGUUGUGAGUUAUGUAGUUAUAUUGUGACAGAAUUGUCCGUUAAUGUUUGGUUUGUUAAAGCAAGUUUAUUUUGGAAGGUACUACUCAAACCAGACCUGGGAGA